AUGCUGGCAAUGACGCUGGAGCCAAUGAAGAGGGCGAUGAUGACAUGGAAGAGUCAUGAAGAAGGCUGCUAUGUCCAUGUCUUGGAUUUGGCCACCAUUGACAUAGAUUCCAUGAAGGACCAGGAAAAUUGCAGAACAUCCCUUGCUGGUGCCUUCUAUAUGAACCAAUGCCUCAAUCCUGACCUAGAAUCGGUCCGCAGAGGUAUGAUCAUAAUGCUGGAAUGUGAAGGAUACCAGUGGGUUCCCAAAUCCUGGGACAUGAAGUAUUCGGAGCAAUAUUGGAAUGAUGUGGGUGGCAUCUAUCCCUGUCGAGUUCGGCAGUACAGGUGUUUCAACACACCCAUGGUAUUCAAUGUGCUCAAAUCUUUGGGGCGCCCUUUUGUCCCAGCAGAGAUCUAUUCCCGGAUGGUUCUUGGAUGUCGCUUUGAGCAGAGGCUUGAUGCGGUGUUUGCGGUGCCUACUGUUGAAGCCACAGAGCAACGCUUCCUCGGGAGGAGUAUUGAUGCCCUUACCAUGAGGUAUGCAAAUGAAAGGACAUUUUCAUUGGACGCAGUGUGA
Seminavis robusta is the source of this 558-nucleotide messenger RNA. Lineage: Eukaryota; Bacillariophyta; Bacillariophyceae; Naviculales; Naviculaceae. The record is from the annotation of a GenBank genome assembly.